AUGGCGACAGAUGAUAAAGUUGCCAUCUUAACCGACGAUGAAGAGGAACAGAAGAGAAAAUACGUGCUUGCCGAUCCUUUUAAUGGUAUUUCCAGGGAACCAGAACCACCUUCAAAUGAAACACCGUCCCCAUCUGAAACAGCUGCUAUUCCUGAGGAGGAAAUAGACUGGAUAGAGAAACACUGCGUUAAAAUAAACAAUGAUCUUCUCAUUUCCAAGGUCUUUUAUUUUUUCUUUUACUCUGCAUAUGGCUCUCUCUACCCCCUUUUGCCUGUGUAUUACAAGCAGCUGGGAAUGUCACCCAGCCAGAGUGGCCUGCUGGUAGGUAUUCGAUACUUCAUUGAAUUCUGCAGUGCCCCGUUUUGGGGUGUAGUUGCAGAUCGCUUUAAAAAAGGCAAAAUCGUCCUCCUCUUUUCUCUUUUGUGUUGGGUUUUAUUCAACCUGGGCAUCGGAUUUGUCAAACCCGCUACCUUGCGAUGUGUACCAAAGAUCCCCCCGACAGCUCAUCCCACCAAUUCAAGUCACCCGUUCACUGUCCUGCCGACGAACUCCUCCAUUGUCUCUUUCAUCACCACCUCCCCAAGAAUUCAUGAGAAAAGGCACCUGCUUCCUUAUGAUGGGCCAGUGAUGUCAGAAGCGGGGCCCAAUGUCACAGAAACUGUCAUCUUCUCGACAGCUCCAAACAAGACCAGUGCACCCACUCUGCAGCCUCAGACUGAUGAAGCUACUGACCAUACUGUGACCUUGCACCCAAGCACUGCAACCUCCUCUGCCCCUCCAGGAAAUACAACCAGGGAGACAACCACUUCCGUGGCCACCACCACCAAGUCGGUACCUUCUGACCAAGUCACCCUUGUUUAUGAUCAACAAGAAGUGGAAGCUAUAUUCCUGGUGAUCUUGGUAGUUGUCAUAAUAGGAGAAUUUUUCAGUGCCUCCUCCGUCACAAUUGUGGACACAGUAACACUGCAGUAUCUGGGAAAGCACAGAGACCGCUAUGGACUGCAACGCAUGUGGGGCUCCCUGGGCUGGGGCCUGGCCAUGCUGUCUGUGGGCAUCGGCAUCGACUACACCCACGUGGACGUGCUCAUCGAAGGGAAGGGCUGUAAGCCGCCCGAGUACCGGAACUACCAGAUCGUCUUCUUCGUCUUUGGGGUUCUCAUGACCAUGGCCUUGAUUGUUGCUACCCAGUUCCGAUUCCGCUACAGCCACUUCAAAAACAGUGACAGUAAAGGGAAGGAGGUGGAGAUCCCGCAGGUGGAGAGGAACAGCUCCACGGAGUCGUCUGAGGAGACACCCACCGCCACCAGCCACUCGCGGGCCUUCAGCUUCUGGGACUUGAUCAGGCUGCUUUGCAGCGUGCAGUACGGCUCCGUGCUGUUCGUGGCUUGGUUUAUGGGUUUUGGGUAUGGCUUCGUGUUCACCUUUCUCUACUGGCAUUUGGAGGACCUGAACGGAACAACAACUCUCUUUGGGGUCUGUUCCGUCCUGAGCCACGUGUCUGAGCUGACGGCUUAUUUUUUCAGUCACAAGCUUAUUGAACUGAUUGGCCACAUCAGGGUUCUGUACAUUGGUCUGGCCUGCAAUACAGCUCGCUAUAUUUAUAUUUCCUACCUGGAAAACGCCUGGACUGUUCUGCCCAUGGAAGUUCUUCAAGGAGUGACGCACGCGGCCAUCUGGGCGGCCUGCAUUUCUUAUCUCAGUGCCGCGGUUCCCCCUGAGCUGAGGACGUCUGCUCAGGGCAUCCUGCAAGGCCUUCAUCUGGGUUUGGGGAGAGGCUGUGGUGCCAUGAUCGGAGGAGUGUUAGUCAACUUUUUUGGGGCUGCUGCAACCUUCCGAGGAAUUGGCAUGGCCUGCCUGGUGAUCCUCCUGCUCUUUGCCCUGAUCCAGUGGCUGGCAGUACCAGAUGAGGAAGAAGACAAGACGAUGUUGGCAGAAAGGAUCCCUGUCCCCUCUAGCCCUGUUCCCAUAGCAACCAUCGACUUGGUCCAACAACAGACAGAAGAUGUUAUGCCACGCACUGAGCCCAGGCUUCCACCCAAGAAAACCAAGCACCAGGAAGAGCAGGAGGAUGUGAACAAGCCAGCCUGGGGCGUCAGUUCGUCCCCCUGGGUGACCUUUGUCUAUGCACUCUACCAGAUUAAAGAGAUGAUGCAGCUCACGAGAGACAACCGUGCUUCUGAGACACAGCCUCUGCAGGGGACCAGUGAGAAUCAGAAAAAUUCUCCAGCUGGUGGAGCCCAGCCUGGACCAUGUGAGGCUCCCCCUGACCCGCCCAGAAGCCAGCCAUCCCCUCCAGCAGCCGCAUCUCAGACGCAGAGCAGCCCUGCUCACCCCAGUGUGGACCCGCGCACAGAGGAGAGUAGUGGGGACCGCCAGGCUCUGCCUGCCGCUGGGGGACACUGA
This is a messenger RNA of Rangifer tarandus platyrhynchus (Svalbard reindeer), 2403 nucleotides long. NCBI's taxonomy places the organism in Eukaryota, Metazoa, Chordata, Mammalia, Artiodactyla, Cervidae. The record is from the annotation of a GenBank genome assembly.